AUGGCACCGGUACAGCUGUCACAUUCUGUGUCACCAGUAAAGUCCGAGGUGGACCUACACGAGCUUUCUGAAGUGGCUACAAAACCACACUCGUUCAAGAAUAAUCCAAUGAGAAAAGCACCACCACGUCGUUAUAAACCGUGCAGACAAAUCAUAGGGGACGAAGUGAAAUACUUGCAAACCAAGCCUAAUAUCAAAGUUGACACCCCAACAUACACAUCUAUAAGUGCACCACCUAGUUUGAAGCCCCAAAAACAUUACUGUGAUAUAACGGGCUUAUCAGGCAAAUAUAAAAGUCCUGCCAACAGUUUACGAUUCUAUGAUGUGGAAAUAUACCAGGAAGUUAUUAGAAACAUGCCCCCCGGCGUGGAUCAAGAAUAUUUAGAGUUGAGAGGAGCGAAUGUGAUCUUAAAAUGA
Messenger RNA from Debaryomyces hansenii CBS767, 417 nucleotides. RefSeq lists its product as uncharacterized. The record is from RefSeq and is a predicted model, not a curated record. Gene Ontology annotation, cellular component: Ino80 complex. NCBI's taxonomy places the organism in Eukaryota, Fungi, Ascomycota, Pichiomycetes, Serinales, Debaryomycetaceae. Bases 1 to 417 code for a protein of 138 amino acids. The transcript has a single exon. Gene Ontology annotation, biological process: chromatin remodeling.